CCAAAGCGUACAGCCAAGAUGGCCUCCGCCUCCGCCCAGAACUUCAAUCAUCUCCUCAACUUUUCCUUGCCUCCUCGACAACGACAGCCUCUGUCCAAUCUUCCGAGAAGAAGCAGAAGGACAGGCGCAAGUCAUGGUGUUUGGAAUAAGGAACGAUUCGUUAAUGCACAGUAUCGGUUCGUUAUGAACCCUAUCGGUGACUACACAGUCCAUUUCGCGGAUCCUGAUAUUUAUUUCCAGUGGAACGAUAUCUUGCAAGUCAUCAUGCCCCUCUCUUCAGCGUUCCAGUCUGCAGCAGCUGCCGGUGAUCACGCUGGCUCAGAUGAAGGACAUACAAUAUGCCCUAUCUGUCUCUCCCCUCCGACUGCUCCUCGAAUGACGAAAUGUGGUCAUAUCUUCUGUUUUCCUUGUAUUCUACAUUAUCUCAGCGCGUCAGAGAGCAAAUGGGCCAAAUGUCCUCUAUGCCUCGAUUCCAUUAAUUCCAGUCAACUUAAGAGCGUCAAGUGGUUCGACGGUCCUGAUCAUUCAGCGGAAGAUCCCAUAGGCACCCUACAUUCUUCUUCUUCCUCUAGCUCUAUUGCAGACAUGGCACUUGACAAUGUACCUCGGGAAGGUGCCACAAUGUCCAUGCGACUUGUGCAACGCCCUCAGAUAACCACUCUUGCUUUACCUCGCUCUCUCACUUGGCCUUCUGACCUAUUACCUCCCCACCAAGCGCCUUUCCAUUUCCUCCCUGAUGUAUUCGACUUCUCCAAGUUCAUGCUCGCAACACCAUCGCAGCUGAUCGCCGACCUCACUGGGGAUCUCGACGAACUGAUCGUUGAACGCAGAAUACUCGCUGGCAUGAAUGAUGAUUUAGGGGUCUGGUUCAUCGAUGCCGCCCAGCAGAAGGUGCAGAAUCAGAUUGACAAGGCUUCAGCUCUCGACACGCCAUUUCUACGAAAUCAGAUUGAGAAGGCGCAUAAAGAUUACCAAGAAAUUCAGAAGCGAGCGAAACUAGACGAAAGAACUCGACAAGUGGAAGGCAAUCACGAUUCUAACGCUUCCGAUGUCCCCCAGGAAUUCCUUGCCUUGAAGACAAGUAACCUUAUACAAUCCCCACCUAUAUCCAACUCCAAUAGUCACAAUCCGCGGUCUGCUCCGAAACAACGUCGCAAUGUCAACCCUCCUCCUCCCUCUACUUCGACUUACUAUUAUUAUCAGGCUGCUUCUGGCCUUCCCCUCUAUCUACAUCCACUCGAUAUCAGAAUUCUCCUAUCGCACUUUGGAGAAUAUGCAUCUUUUCCAGAUAACAUUACCAUCCGCGUCGACGCUUUCUCCGAAGGCACAGUCAAUGACGACCUUCGUAAACGUUGCAAGUACCUUGCCCAUCUUCCCGAAGGUGCAGAUGUCAUCUUUGUCGAAGCUGAUCUCGAAGGUGCUGUCGGCGUUGAGGGGUUGAAGAAUUUUGAACAUGCAUUGAAGAUGCGGAAAUCACGCAGGAAGGAGAAGAGUCGAAAGGAUGAUCGGGCCAGAGCCCGAGCAGAGGAACGAGAGCGGGACAGAGGACACGACAUCUUACAUUCCUCUUGGGAAACGUCACAGAGUGGAUUGGUCAUACCCCCCGAACCUGUUGCGGUAAUAGGCUCGGAGGUAGAGGAACCCGUUAUACCGGUUCCUCAGCAAGUUUCCGGCGCCUGGGGUCAGGGUAGUUUUGCUUCAGCUUUACGUUCGACGUCUACAGGCAAUCCAUCAAAUGCGAAUCGUCGAACUCAAAAUCAGAGGGACGCUGAUGAUGAAUGGGAUAUGGACAUUGCGUGGCACGAACUCGAGCAACGGAGUGGCGGGGGAGGGAAGAAGAAGCGGAACACUAGAAUGGUCGUUCUUGGUGGUGGCGGG
Lentinula edodes (shiitake mushroom) is the source of this 1878-nucleotide messenger RNA. RefSeq lists its product as uncharacterized. The record is from RefSeq and is a predicted model, not a curated record. The transcript is spliced from 4 exons. NCBI's taxonomy places the organism in Eukaryota, Fungi, Basidiomycota, Agaricomycetes, Agaricales, Omphalotaceae. Gene Ontology annotation, biological process: positive regulation of transcription by RNA polymerase II. Gene Ontology annotation, molecular function: transcription cis-regulatory region binding; metal ion binding. The annotation marks the transcript as partial.